AUGUCAGAAGUAAACGAUCAAAGUGAGGUUCAGGAUCAUAUUCAAGCUCAACCAACUCCUGCAGCAAGGAGGCCAACACCUGUGGAAGAUGUAGAAGGGAUGAGUACACCAGAUUUUCACAAUGUUGGUAUGAAACUUCAAAGGGCUAAACAGGUUUAUGAAAUUUACGCUGAAACUCAGGAGAAACCGGCGAGUAGUGAAGUUUUCGGAUGGUAUUUUUAUGGCUUUUGCUCGUAUUUUAUUCACACAGUUCUGGUUCCUAUACUGUUUCCUCUCAUCAUUGGUCAGACCCUGCAUGAUCCACCAGCUCCUCCACACGGUUGGCUCACAAGCUACAAGGGAUUUCAGUGCACUGAGAAGCAAAUGAGGCUGUACCAGAGAUUGACUGACCAAUCUAUCAAAAUUGGCAAUGCUGAAUUAUCUUCACUGGAGUGGACAUCAGUUGCUUGGGUGCUGGGACUGGUUCUUGCAGCACCAAUACUUUCCAUUUUCUCAAUCCACCUAGAUCAUGGCCGUGAUCAGCAACUGCUGGCCGGCGUAGUGACAGCAAUGGGUGGCCUAUUCUGCCUUCCUGCUGGAUUUUUUCGUACAAGAUGGAUAUUUCCGCCUUACAUAGCCUUCAUUAUCAUAGCUAGCACCAUUGGCACCACCUUUCAUGCUCGCCACAUGAGCUUGAUGAUACGUGGAUUUGUCGGUUCCCCCAUCAGAAAAAGCAAGUUUCCUAAUAGAAGAGCAGUAUCUAGUUUACUCUCAGUUUAUUCCACAGCAGCUGGAGGCAUUGGAUCUGCUUUAAUCGCCGCCUUUAUAUACCACAUGCUCAGGAAGUCAGAUAAGUUCACCAGUUUGUGGGUUGUUUCAAUCUUCAGUGGCCUAAUUUGGCUCUCUGGAACGGCGCAAAUAUUUGUCACAACAAGAAGUAACGAACCUGUUUCAGAUCCAUCAGCAAAUUCCCCUCCAAUCUAUCACACAUUUUCCAUAUUUAAGUAUCCUCAUGCAGCUGGAAGCCUGGUUGGCUUGUUCCUUUCAUCACUCACAACAAUGUGCCUUUUCACAGGAGGACUUCUCUAUUCAGUAGGCGAACUCUGCCUGGAAGCAAAACACAUCUUAUAUCUAUGGCUAAUCUACUUCAUUUUCCCUCUGCUUUCUCUUCCAGUAUCACAUCACUUCCAGAAACUCAUCAGGGCUGAUGCAGUUAAAAUGCAGCUCUUGGGAUUCCUGUUAUCGAUAACAACAUCAGGGUUCGGAUUCUAUUUCCGCCACAGGCAUUGGCAAGCCGCCUACGUGCUAUUCUUUACUGCUGUUCUCGGCACUUCAACAGGUUUGUUAUACGCUUUCGGAAGAGUACUUCUGUUGGAUUGUUCUCCAUCAGGAAAAGAAGGGGCAUUUUCUGCCUGGUUUUCAUUGGUGAGAAGCUUAGGGACAUGGACCGGAUUUGCCAUCGCAUCAGCCACGCCUGGGAAUGUGCAGAAAUCUUUUGGGAUCUCAUUUUGUGCAGCACUCGUUGGAGUCAUUGUGUUGAUCUUUGGAAAUGUUGAUAAUUUCAGAGGAGCCAAAGCUGCAGGACAUCUUAUUGAUCAGAAUAGCCAGCAGAGUUCACCUGUGGAGGGCUUGGUUUAUAGUACUGAACAUCCUCAUCAACCAAAAAAUGAAGUUUGA
Messenger RNA from Oldenlandia corymbosa var. corymbosa, 1656 nucleotides. The record is from the annotation of a GenBank genome assembly. NCBI's taxonomy places the organism in Eukaryota, Viridiplantae, Streptophyta, Magnoliopsida, Gentianales, Rubiaceae.